Molecule: messenger RNA, 4713 nt
Organism: Amphibalanus amphitrite
Lineage: Eukaryota; Metazoa; Arthropoda; Thecostraca; Balanomorpha; Balanidae
Product: nephrin-like
Exons: 16
Coding region: 410-2965 (851 amino acids)
Molecular function (GO): protein binding
Source: RefSeq, a predicted model, not a curated record
GGCUCAGUGGCGGAGUGGGUGCCGUGAGGUAGGGGUGCGGCUCGUGACACAGGGAGACGAGGAGGCAGUGUGGACUCUGUAGGCCGUCACGGCGGCUGACUGGAGUGUGACAGUGGACGGAUGAAACGUCAGUGCGUGUGAGACGGUACGAUUCAGGUCGCGCGGAGUGGAGGGCGGACUGGAAAACGGAAGCCAGUCCGUCUUGUAUGCUCCCGGCUGAGUUCUGAUCAGUCUCGGAGUUCUGCUGAUUGCACGCCGCGGAGGUUAACCACUGCUGUGUGUUUGUGGUAGCAGUGAGGGUUGCGUUCGGCGUGCGUUGCAGUGGCAGUGGGUCACAUCAGCCCGAGACUCCGGUGACCUGGUCUGACCUGUGGUGACCCGAGGUCAGCCCCCGGCGGCGACCGUCACCAUGCUGGUCGUGUGGAGCCAGCCGAUGCCGGUGCUGCUGGUCCUGCUGCUCAUGCUCAGCGCUGGCUGCUCGCUGGCCAUCACCCGAGGAGGUCGCGUGACACACGUGUCUGGUGUGGCCGGCCACGGAGUGGACCUGCCCUGUGACAUCGACACCGCGGAGCCUCAGGACCAGGCGGUGCUCGUCCUCUGGUACAAGAAUAGAAGCGGGAAACCCACCUACACCUUUGAUGCCCGCGGUGGCCGGUCGUUCUCUGAUCGGGACGGCCGCGGCGGGGCUCGCGCCACGUUCGUCACCCACGGCCGUUCUGCCGUUCUGCGUCUGGACCAUCUGGAACCCGCUGAUGAGGCCGUCUACAGGUGCCGUGUGGACUUCACCCUCAGCCCGACCCGCAAUCAGCGCGUCAACCUGACCGUCAUCAUUCCGCCAGAGCGGCCGGUUAUCAUCUUCAACAGCAGGCCGGUGUCUGGUCGGGUCGGGCCUCUGCAGGAGGGAGACCGGCUCGAGCUGACCUGUCUUGCCAGAGGAGGCCGGCCGCCGCCGCGUGUCACGUGGUUCCGAGACGGCCGCCUAUUGGACGACACGGACAGCGGUGACCAGGGUUCGGGUCAGGUGACGAACGUGUUGCGACUGCCGCCUCUGGGACGGGAUGACCUGCACUCGAGCCUGGUCUGCUCGGCGGCAAACAACAACAUCAGCUCGCCCGCCACCAACGACGUCAUUAUUGACAUCAACUUCCGCCCGAUGUCUGUGGCCAUCCUGGGCUCCGCCAAGUCGUCACUGCAGGCGGGCAGCUCCUAUAGCCUGGUGUGCCGGGCCUACGGCUCCCGGCCGCCAGCCAUGCUGUCCUGGUGGCUGGGAGAAGUGCUGCUCGACGGAGCGCUGACGGAGACUGAGCAGGGCAACAUCAGCAGCAGCACGCUCAUGUUCACGCCGCGUGCCUCGGACAACGAGCGCAACCUCAGCUGCCGCGCAGAGAACCGACACGUCACCGGGGGCACCAUGAAGGACACGAGAAAGCUCAACGUCAGAUUUCGGCCAAAGGUGUCCGCCCGUCUGGGAAGCAUCCUCGACCCCGAGGACAUCAAGGAGGGCACCAACGUCUACUUCGAGUGCUCCAUCACUGCCAACCCCGCCGCCUACAGCGUCAGCUGGCUGCACAACGAUCAAGCCGUGGUGCCCAGUCCUCGCGCUGGUGUCGGCGACAUCAUCAGUAUCAACGGCGACACCCUGGUGAUCCGGAACCUGACUCGUCGCUCAGCAGGGAGAUACGUCUGCCGCGCGGUCAACCCUGAGGGAGAGGGCGUCAGCCGGCCGGUCAGCCUUACCGUGAGAUAUGCUCCUGUGUGUAUAUCGGGCCAGAAGAUCCAGUACGGUACGUCUCGAAACGAGCCGGCCCAGGUGACGUGUCAGGUGGACGCUAACCCUGCGGACGUCACCUUCCGCUGGCAGUUCAACACCAGCAUCGAGACACUGGACCUGCCGUUCUCGCAGAUUACAUCCCGAGGCCUGGAGAGCAGCGCUGCCUACACGCCAAAGACCGAACUGGAUUACGGCAUGCUGCUCUGUACCGCCGACAACGCCAUCGGCCGGAUGGUGCGGCCGUGUGUCUUCCACAUCGUGCCAGCAGGUCCUCCGGACCCGGUACACAACUGCUCUGUGGUCAACCAGACGUCCGAGUCGUUGCGCGUGGCCUGCUCGGCGGGCUUCGACGGCGGCCUGCCGCAGCGCUUCAGCGCCGAGCUGUACGACGCCACCUCCGGCCGGCUGGAGCGAAACCUGAGCGCCGGCCGGCCAGAGUUCGAGGCCGAGCGGCUGCCGGCCGGCGUCGAGCUACGCGUGCGUCUGUACGCUUUCAACGCGCGCGGCCGCAGCCGGCCCACCACGCUCGACGGCUUCACGCUGAAGGCCGCCGAGAAGCGCGUCAGUAGCAGCACCGUUGAGAUGCCGCCGGAGGACAGCGUAUCCGUGACUCCGAUCCUGGGAGUCCUCAUCGGAGUGGUCGCCUCGCUGAUCAUCAUCGCCAUCGGCGUCGUGGCCUGCAUGCGCAACAACAGUCGCCGCGCAGCCAAGCCGCCGAACCCGGCCGACCUGGUGCACUCCUCGCUGAUGAUCAAGGAUGGUACCGACGCGACCGGCGACGCCGAGUACCGGGUGGCGCCGGCGACGUCGCCCGACUCCGUCAAACACAUCGCUGCCGACGAUACCAAUCCGGACGUGGUGCCAAACAAGUUUGAUCCCGAGUAUGAGGUAGCGGAGUCGACGCUUCUUCUCAACCACGUGAACGUCGGCAUGGGCGGCAGGAACAGCCUCCUGCUGCCGACGGUGCGUCCACCGCACGCAGCCGCGCCUGCCGGCAGAGACACGCCCUACGCUCAGGAGGGCGUGACAUACGCGGAGCUCACCCUGCCCCGACCGGGCGAAAUGAGCAGGGCCAACCGCUCCCGAGAUCGGGUCAUCUACGCCACGAUCGACCACGGCCGGGCGCCGGGCGGUGCGCGCGACACGGUGGUCAGGACUGCUCCGGCUUCGGAUCAGCGCGAGAGUGUGGUCUGAGCGCGCCGCACGGUGGUCUGUGACGCCGACUUUGUGACCAAACAAACGGGCGCCGCCGCAAAGUGUGCUGAGGGUGACCCAAAUAUGGCCAAAAGGUGUCACAGCCGAUAGUUGCGUAUGUUGUGUUCGGCGGCCGCUAUCCGCCGAUCCAUAAGGCGAACCUUCGUGUGAUGUUUCGACGUUGUCUGUCGGGACGCACGGUGGGGCUCCUCCGCCAUCCGGCGCUUCUCCGCCGCCCUCUGAUGUCCUCCGCUGUGUUCAAGUGGAGGAUGUGGUGUCGAGACUGCCGGGACAUGAGCGUGGACCCACCGGCGGUCCAGCCCCCACGCCCGUACGGCCGCCAAUAUCCGCUGGAAACAAUAUCAAUGUCGGGCCUCAGGACUCGCCAAUGGAAGGCGAACCGUGUCGCGUUCAUGUUGACCGUGCGCGUGUUGUGUCAAAUGACUCUAUUUUCAGCGCCAGUGAAGCGCGCAGGAUGUGCAGUGUCAAAGUGUGUCAGGGUUUCGACAAUCGUGUGUCGUUUUUGAUGUCUUGUCGGCACCGGAGGCCCUUGUACCAAAGAUUGCCAUGAACAAUACGGUGAAAAUGACAGUCUGUCAAAUUAUUACAUAUUAGUGAGUAUACAAGUCAAGUUAUAUCCAACCAACUAGCGACGAAGAAAUGGUUGAUUAUGAAAUAUUUGAUGCAUCUCUCAUGACCUUCCCUUUAUUUGCCUGUGCUCAUGGAAAAAUGUCGCAGGCAGUGCGUCUCACGUUUUGAAUGCCUCUCGUGACAGGCAUUCACAUUUAUCAUUGUAUCAUAACAUUGAUAGGCGCUACGUUUUCGUUGAUAAGUGGUCUUAAUUCUUUGCAUGUUUGCAGAUGACUAUUUUCCAUGUGAAAUGCCUCUGCUCGAACUUUUCGGAAUCGGUUGAUGCUUGUUUUUAAUCGACGUGUCAGCAGUGAACUGACAAUCUUAAAAGACAAAGUGUUGAUAGUUUGUUGGCGAACGAUCAACACAAUCCAUCAAGAGACUUUUCAAUUGUGAAAAGCUACACAUAAUAUCAUCACUUUCUAAGAACAUCCCCUCAUUGUCAACCGGCUGAAGCGGUUUUUAUAUCGUAUUGAGCCAUACGUGAUCUCAUUUGAGCCUGCGGUGUAUCUGCGGUUCUGGGUCGGUUUGGAACUGCUCCGGUCUGGGAAAUGUUACGGCUCGUUUGGGUCGUCUCCGUCUGCCAGAUAUAUCAAUAUGCGCGGUGUCAGAGUGUCGUCUCCGUGUCAGGUAUCACCGCGGUGUCAGGUGUCGCUGCGGUGUCAGGCGGGUGGACCGUGCGCGGUACGGGGUCGUCCGUGCAUGUCUCCGGUUUAUGAGUACCUGUCGCGCUAUAUAUGUCCGUUGGUUGUACUUCUUACUAACCGCCGACUGUAAUUGUUUGACGUUGUGCUUUUGUUUUGUUUUGAUGCCUUGCGUUCUUUGCAAGUUAUAUGUUAUAGAUCUACCUCACCUUUAUUUUAUCCAGCAUGUGACAAGAUAAGUUAUGUCUCGCCAUCGAGCAAGCGCUACCUACAGUGGCGCAUGCUUCUGUCUCAAUCAGCCGUUGUACAUCACACGAAGAUGCGCUUACGAUGGAUUUAGCUAGGAUUGUCAACAAAAGUCACCUGUUUUGUUCCUGAUUUUGCUCUUUGUCUGUUUUGAACACUCGUUGGAAGUUGUUUAUCGGAACUGCCCGCUUGAUUUGUAAGAAGAGAAAUAUACUGGAUGGCGAUUUC